AUGGCCUUCACGACGGAAUGGCUUGCGGGGGAGGCUGACGAUAUUGCAAGCACUGAAUCGUCGCCGACAUCUCCAUUCCCGCCUCGUCGAAGUCUCCGUCGCACCUUCAACGAGACCUACUCGACCAUUUUGCCAUGGUUGACGGACGCGUUCGACACGCUGAGCGCCGCGACGACGACAUCGACGGCGGCAGCCACCUACGAUCCGGUGCCAGCGACGUCGAACUGCGACGAUCUCUCGUCGUGGAACUCCACGAUUUGCAGAGAGCUCAACGUGACCGUCGCGGACGGCUCCGUCGUUAAGUGGGAUCUCCCGUUCCCUCUAUGGCAGACUAUCCUCAUUGGUAUCGCCAUCGGAAUUUGUAUCAUCUUGACUGUCGGAGGGAAUAUCCUCGUAUUGACAGCGUUUAUUGUCGAGCGCACAAUUCGCCAACCGAGCAACUACUUCAUUGUCUCGUUGGCGGUCUCGGAUCUCCUCAUCGGAGUUGUUUCGAUGCCAUUCUACGCAGUAUACGUUUUGAACGGACGCUGGGAACUCGGGCCGGUCAUUUGUGAUCUAUGGCUCGCCACAGACCACACAGUUUGCCUGGUCUCCAUAUACACCGUUCUCCUGAUCACAAUCGAUCGAUACUGCUCGGUGAAAAUUGCGGCCAAAUACCGUUCGUGGAGGACCCGUAACAAAGUCAUCUGGAUGGUCGUCAUCACCUGGAUUCUACCGUUCCUGAUCUUCUUCAUCUCCAUCCUCGGUUGGGAACACUUCAUCGGAUACAGAGACCUCGAACCCGGAGAAUGCGCCGUGCAGUUUCUCAAAGACCCUGUUUUCAACACGUCGCUGAUAUUCGGCUACUUCUAUUGCACGCUUGUCGUUCUCUUCGUACUAUACGGCGGAAUUUACAAGACGGCGAGUAACAUGCAGCGGAAAUCCGCCGAAAAACAGAGGAAGAUGCAGUCACUGGUUGCAAUGGGUCGCGGAACGCUAGACGUUACGCCGGGCUUGGGCCUCGGCUUGGCGAAAGCCGCCCAAGUCAGCGCUGACAGGCCUCCGUUGAGGGUUGAUCUUGGCGGCGCCGACAAUGACGCUAGAUCGACCCCGAAGGAAUCGAAUCUUGUCGGCAACUACUGCAGCAAUGACUCAUCUACCCUCGAGAGUCAAAAGACUUCGUCGAAAUUCGGAAACAACACCGAAACAACAUCCUUCUCAGAGAAGAACAAAGACAACUCCGACCAGGAUCAGGACAGAUCCUCGAGCCCAAUAUUCGAAUCGGACGAAGAAUUCGACGAAGACGACGACGAGGCCGCCAACAAUCAAAUGAUCAAAACACCGAAGAUCAAACCUGCGAAAAGUAAGGUCAAGGCACCGAAACACAAGAAGUCCGACGCGGGGAGGAUGUCGCUCGUGGAAGCCAUGAGAAUGGGGCCUCCAGCCAUCGCUUUGAAAGACACACCAUCGGAGCUAGCCAACAUCGGCGGUGGUUUGCCAGGGCUCGGACUGGGCAUCGCGAGAAGGAGCUCGCACUCCGAGUCGGUGAAACAUUCGACAACCAGCGGGACGAAUAAACAGACUGACGAAAAUAAGAAAGUUACAGAAGUCAAUCGAAGCGCAUCGAUGAACGAAUCUCUCCGGCUGAACGUUUGCAGCAAACCAGCACCUCCGAACUCACUAGACGUCAGCGGUCGCCGUGGCAGUAAACUCAUCGCUAUAACCGAGGUUGCGAGUGACAUCUCAGAGGCAUGCGUCGAAGCAACGGAGCGCGCUGCCGAGGAAGCCAGAGGCAAGAUCGAAGGCGACCGAUGCGACCAAAACCAUAAGGAAGACCCGAACUUCACCUCUACCGAUGACGACAUCAUACAAGAGCUACCGCAGUCGCCGGUAGAAUACACAUCCAGUUCGGGCGCGGUUGCUAUUGUGAUCAGUGAAACAAUUUGUAAACAGCUGCCCACAACCGCCCUUCUGGCCGUCCCUGAUCAGCCGGCAGCCAAAGAUACUCUAGUCAGUAGCGAUUCAAGCAAGAGCCACGUCACCAAAGUCGCCGGGGAGGGAACGCCCUGUGGGGGUUGUAGGCUGUCUCGGAAUACGGCCACCAAUCGAUCGAAACGCGAAAUGAUCUCGUCCAUUGGUGAUCGCUUACGCAAAAAGCGGAAUACCAACGAGAAACGUCAGAAGUCAAAGUCGGAAAACCGCGCUCGAAAGGCCCUGCGCACCAUUUCGUUCAUUCUGGGAGCGUUCGUUAUAUGCUGGACGCCUUACCACAUCUGCGCCCUCGUCGAAGGCUUCUGCACUUAUCCCAAAGGAUGCGUCAACCAUCAUCUGUUCUACUUCACCUAUUUCCUCUGCUACGCGAACAGUCCCAUCAACCCUUUCUGCUAUGCUCUAGCCAACCAACAAUUCAAAAGAACCUUCUAUCGAGUUCUUCGAGGGGACUUCCACAAAACUUGA
Messenger RNA from Galendromus occidentalis (western predatory mite), 2436 nucleotides. RefSeq names its product muscarinic acetylcholine receptor gar-2-like. Gene Ontology annotation, biological process: positive regulation of MAPK cascade; adenylate cyclase-activating adrenergic receptor signaling pathway. Lineage: Eukaryota; Metazoa; Arthropoda; Arachnida; Mesostigmata; Phytoseiidae. The transcript has 2 exons. The record is from RefSeq and is a predicted model, not a curated record. Gene Ontology annotation, cellular component: plasma membrane. Bases 1 to 2436 code for a protein of 811 amino acids. Gene Ontology annotation, molecular function: G protein-coupled acetylcholine receptor activity.